AUGUCUUCACGUCCGCGCCGCUCAGCGGCCCAGCGCGCCAACGCUUUGAUUACUGAUCUGAUCCAUUCCGACAGAGUAACCCCCGAGCGCACCAUGUCAUCAUCCCGGUCAACCACUGCGCGCCGCCCACCCUCGUCUCCAGCUAGUAGCCGGAGUGACGCCAACGGCCAUAACAUGUUGACUGUCAAGGUACCCUCCAACAAGCUACGAGAGGCCACGAGCGGCAACUCCAGCUCCGGCAUUGCGGCUAGUAGGCGUAACAGGCCAGGAGCCAAGAAGAGCUACGUUGUUGAGAGCAGCGAGGACGAGGACGACGAGAUGGAGGAGGAAGAGGAGGAGGACGACGAGGAAGUAGAAGAGGCGGACGAGAUUGAAGUUAGUAACAACGCGCCCGUUUUGGACGACGACGAGGAGGAGGAGGAGGAAGAGGAGGAGGAGGAGGAAGAAGAGGAUGAUGAAGACGAAGAUGUGGACGUUGAUGAAGAUGGCGAUGUCGACAUGGACGACGCACCUGCUCGACCCACCAUCACGGUUUCCAAGGUUCAAGCAACGACAUCACCCAAUAAAGCGAAAGCAACAGCAAAGGUGCCUUCUAGCUCCCCAACGACGAUUAAGGCUGCUCCCAAGACAAAUUACUACGAUGACGAUGACGACGACGAACUCAGCGAGCUUGAAAGCGAGCCCGAGGAUCCAGAACUGGAGGACAUGGCUGCGGCCGAGGACGAUGCGGAGGAAGCCGAGGAGGAAGAGGACGAAGACAUGGAUGCCGAUGGCGACGAGAUUGAGGUCGCCGAGGAUGACGCUGAAGCAGAGGAAGUUGAGCUGGAUAGCGAUGAGGAGGGCGGUAGUCGUGGCGGCACGCCGGAUAUCUCCAAGAUGACGGCUCGUCAGCGAGCCAAGGUUGGCGUUGCGUCUCACGAGUACAUGAAGCUCUCGGACGAAGUUCAAGCCAAGAAGGUUUUUACAGCUGAGGAGCUGUCAAUGAGAAGGGCCGAGAUGGCUCGCCGUAGGAGGAACCUCAGCGAGAAGCGCAACGAGGAGGUGAAGAUGGAAACGAUCAACAAGCUUCUGAAGAAACAGGCGCCCAAGACCAACCGUAAAGCCGCCCUUCUGAACGGCGACGAGACUCCGGCAGGCGAUGCCGAGCCGCCCAAGGCCGACCCCACCUUUGUCCGCUGGAUCAACAACAAGUCCGGAAGCAGGAUUGCCGUGCCUGAAGACAUGCUGGCUGGUCCUGUCGGUCAGGUGUUUACUGGGGGAGUGAAGAGGAAGAUGGUCGAGGAGGUUAUCUGAAAUUAUGUUUGGUGUUGUUAGAGUAUAGUUUUGGGAUUGUAUCCGUAUGAUCAGAGGAAUAAUCAGGCGCUCGGUUUUAUUCAUCGGGAAAAUGGCAGGGAGAAUGAUCACAUUGGAAGUCGGCGAAAAAAGACAUUAGGAUACAUACCUCUCGGUCAAGGACCGCAGUUAUAGGUUGCAGAAUCAACUAUGGCAUUUCUCU
Neurospora tetrasperma FGSC 2508 is the source of this 1495-nucleotide messenger RNA. RefSeq lists its product as uncharacterized. Bases 1 to 1293 code for a protein of 430 amino acids. Gene Ontology annotation, cellular component: Ino80 complex. The record is from RefSeq and is a predicted model, not a curated record. NCBI's taxonomy places the organism in Eukaryota, Fungi, Ascomycota, Sordariomycetes, Sordariales, Sordariaceae. The transcript is spliced from 2 exons. Gene Ontology annotation, biological process: chromatin remodeling.